GGCUCCUCCGUUGGAUUCCACGUGGAUUUGCUUAGUUCUACCCACGUGGAUGCAGAAGCGCUCAGGUAAAAGAUGCCUGAAGAUGUCGAGAGGGGUGAAGGUCCGGAGAGAGAUGAGGGUGGUGAGGUUCUCGCCGAGGAGGGGGGACCGCGGGGGAAGAAACGGCCUUCAGCCCCCGAAGGCAUCUUGCAGCCGGUGAAGCUGUGCAAGGCAGAGCUAUACAAGCCGCCCACCAACGAAGAACUGAGCCGCCUGAAAGAGACGGAGAACCUGUUCCAUUCCAACCUUCUACGCUUGCAGAUAGAGGAGCUAUUAAAAGAGGUGACGCUCAAGGAGAAGAGGAAACAGAAAAUCGACUCCUUCCUCCACGAAAUCAAUGCCUUGCUGAGCGAGGUCCCAGGAGGUCCAGAAAGAAACAUCACUGACCAGACCUGGCUUCCGAAGGGGGUGAGGGUCCCGUUACUGCAGCUGCCGUUCAGCGUGAAGGGCCACUUCCGCUUCCUGCCCCCUGCAGAGGUGAAGGUGGUGGGGAGUUACCUGCUGGGCACCUGCAUCAAGCCCGAGAUCAACGUGGACGUGGUGCUGGUCAUGCCCAAGGAGAUCUUCCAAGACAAGGAUCACCUUAACCAGCGUUACCACCGCAAGCGGGCGCUCUACUUGGCACACGUCGCCCACCAUCUGGCCCAGAAGAAGCUCUUUGCCAGCGUGAAGUUUGCCUACAUGAACGGAAACCAUCUUAAGCCCGUUGUGCUCUUGCAGCCGCAAGGCAAAGAUGCCAAGGUGGUGACCGUCCGCCUCCUCGCCUGCCCUGCCCAAGGCGUCUUCAAGCCCAGCCGCCUGCAUCCCAGCAAGAACAAUGUCCGCACUGCCUGGUUCCUGGAGAAAGACGCACCUGUGGCAGGAGCAGCUGAGCCCCCAACGCCCCACUACAACAACUCCAUUUUGUGGGACCUGGUGAUGGAGUCCAACCUGCUCUUCCUUUCUGGGGCAGCCAACGCCUUCCAAGGCAUGCGGGAUGGCGUGUGUCUCCUCAAAGUUUGGCUGCGCCAGCGGCAGCUCGAUCAGGGUCUGGGAUGCUUCAAUGGAUUCCUGGCCUCCAUGAUAGUGGGAUACCUCUUGACCACACACAAGAUCAACAAAGUCAUGAGCGGUUACCAGGUGCUGAGGAACGCCCUUCAGUUCUUGGCGACUACGGACCUCAGUACCUCUGGGAUCAGCCUUGCGAAGGAUGGAGACGUCACACUGCCUCCGCUGACCGACUACCACGAGGCGUUCCAAGUGGUCUUCGUGGACCCUUCCGGACUGGUGAACCUGUGUGCGGAUAUGACUGCCAGCACGUAUAAACAGGUCCAGUUUGAAGCCAAGAAUUCCAUGGAGGUUCUGGAUGACAAAACAGUGGACGGAUUCCAGUUGCUUUUCAUGACCUCCAAGCCUCUGAUCCAAGCCUUUGACCACGUGUUCCACCUCAGUCACGUGUCCAAGCUACAGGCCGCCUGUAAGAAGAUGCAGCUUCUCAGCGAACUGAUGGACCGGGGUGGGAACUACGUGGCGGCAACUCUGCCUUUUCUCCUCGGCAUGCUGGAACGUGGUCUGGCUCGGAGGAUCAUGCUGCUGACGCACAGUCUUCCCCAGACCCCGCCGUGGUCCAUCAACACUGAUCCCCCAAAGCACAAAGAUGCCCGGUCCUUGUCGUUUGGGCUUUUGCUGAGCCCCGAUUUUGCUAACAGCAUCUUGGAGAGGGGACCUGAAGCAGAUCAACCCGAGGCACUGGAGUUUCGGCAGUUCUGGGGGAAGCGGUCAGAGUUGAGGCGUUUCCAAGAUGGCGGCAUCUGUGAGGCGGUUUUGUGGGACGCGCCAAACAUGAGCCAGAAGCGCCUCAUUCCAGAGCAGAUCAUCCGUCACCUCUUGCAGCUGCACAUGGACAUUCCCGACUCUUACAUCUGCUACACAGGCGCCUUGCUGGAGACGGUGAUCAGACUGGGCCGCGAGGCAGCGGGUACUGGCGAAGAGGAGAUGGUGAGCCUCGUCCGUUCCUACGAUGACCUGAGCCGCAAGCUGUGGAACCUGGAGGGGCUGCCGCUGACCGUCACAGCUGUACAGGGGGCCCACCCAGCUCUUAGAUUCACAGACGUUUUCCCUCCGGUGCCCCUGAAACCUGAUUACGCCUACCAUGCCCGGAUCAAGGAUCGAGAGUCGCUCCUGCCCUUGGUGGAGAAGCCUUGUCCAGCUUAUUUAGCCCCCAUGAAAGUGAUGUGUCACAUGGAGGGGAGCGGCCAGUGGCCCCAGGACAAGGAAGCCAUCAAGCGCGUCAAGGCCGCCUUCCAGGUGCGGCUGGCAGAACUCCUACGGCAACAACACCAGCUGCUGUGCCGGGCUUCCCCCACCCACACAGAUGUGUAUAAGGAUGGCUAUGUCUUCCGUCUCCAAGUGGCCUACCACCGGGAACCUCAGAUCCUGAAGGAGGUGGUCACCCCCGAAGGGAUGCUGAAAUACCAGGACAACCCAGAGUCCCAACAGCUGGAACUGGAGACGCUGCAUUUGCCGUACCUGACCAGCUCUCUCCAUGGCCUCCAGCAGCAAAACCCCGCUUUCAGCGGCACCAGCCGGCUCGCCAAACGCUGGGUCAGCGCUCAGCUCCUGAGCGACAGCCUCUCGGAGGAGUGCGUGGAUUUACUGGCGGCCUUCCUCUUCCUGUGCCCAGCGCCGUUCACCGCACCCAGCUCUCCUCAGGUGGGUUUCCUUCGCUUCCUUCACCUGCUCACUUCCUUUGACUGGAAGAACAGCCCCUUGGUGGUGAACCUAAAUGGCGAACUCAAAGAUGCAGAUUACGUGGAGAUCAGGAACCGUUUUGUCGCUGCCCGGCCUCGGCUGCCUGUCAUGUUCAUCGCUACUCCCAGAGACCAGCAGAACUCCAUGUGGACGAAGGACGGGCCUUCAGCACAGAUCCUACAGCGUCUCCUUGUGUUGGCUCUGGAGUCUCUUCGGGCUUUGGAGGAACAGCUCAUGGAACCUCUGGGAAGCCAGGACGUGAAGAUGGUCUUCCGUCCACCUCUGGACCACUACGACGUCCUUCUCCACCUGAACCCCAAGCAGAUCCCAAGGCACUUGGAGGCUGUGGACCGGCCAGUCAAAUCGUUCAGCCGGGGGAUGUUGAAAAGGGAAGCAGCAGUGAAAACCUUCGCUUUCCCCGUGGUGGAUUACGACCCGGUACAACUCUACCUCCAGGAGCUGCGGGAGGCCUUCAGCGACCUUGCCCUGUUCUUCUAUGACAAGCAUGGCGGAGACGUCAUCGGAGUCCUCUGGAAGCCACCUGCGUUCGAGCCGCAACCUUUCAAGGUGUCGAACAUGAAAGGGAGGAUGGUAUCAGACCACACCACUGAACCCCUGACUAUCCCCAAUGUGGAGGCCAUUUUGGAAGACUUUGAGAUCUUGGGAGAAGGGCUGGUCAAAUCGGUGGAGGCUCGUACAGAGAAAUGGUCCAUUUAGAACCUUCCGGGACUCUGCUAUAUGUCUAAAGCGUUGCUGUGUUUACUUGAGGUGUUUUUCUCACCCGUAACUUUUCUAUUUAGAAUUCUCUUACAGCAAAGGCAUUUUUAUUAUGCAGAAAUCUUGCUCCAUCCUGUUCCUUCCUCUAGACUCUUCCAAUUUAGAUAACCCUGACGUCUCUCAUAAAAGGACACUGUUAUGGUAGAAACGCUAUUAAAUUCUUUUGCCUCAGAGUUGCUCUUUAUUCAUCAAGUAGAAUUC
Elgaria multicarinata webbii is the source of this 3747-nucleotide messenger RNA. It is a transcript of the gene NOL6, whose product is annotated as nucleolar protein 6. The record is from RefSeq and is a predicted model, not a curated record. Gene Ontology annotation, biological process: tRNA export from nucleus; rRNA processing. Bases 73 to 3486 code for a protein of 1137 amino acids. Gene Ontology annotation, cellular component: UTP-C complex; small-subunit processome; CURI complex. Lineage: Eukaryota; Metazoa; Chordata; Lepidosauria; Squamata; Anguidae. The transcript has 26 exons.